AUGUCUUGUGAAGAGGGACAGGCUAAGCCCAAGAGUCCAAAGUUUGUCCUCGCCUGCGGCAUGCCAAGCACCUGCGCUUUGCUCCCACCUCCGCGGUCGAAGCAGCUGGCCAGAACACCAUCUACUUCGUCUGACAGAUGGCAGCAGUCGUCCUCCAUCAGCCUGCUGCAGGAGCCAGUGGAGCGACCGCUGAGCAGGUACUUGCACAAGGAGGAUAGCUAUUACAACCGAGUAGUUCCAGACUGGGACCUUCAAUUCAAGACGCUGGAGCAACAGUACCUUUAUGAAGGUGAUUUUUCACUCCUCAUCAAAGAGGUGACAGAAGAAGGUGCUGUCGUGCAGGACGUUACCACUGGAGUCUUCGGCUUCCUCCCAGAGGCGAACUUCGGUUCUGUUGGCACCGACUUGUUGCCCGGUGACGUGGUAAAUGGGGCCAAGUGCAUCUAUCUGGACAAUAGCAUUAUCCAAAGUCCGGAUCCUUCGGUUCUUCGACUCCAAACCGGAGUCGUGUUUGAGUGGGAUGAGGCUGCCGGCGAGGGCUACAUCGUUCCAUCCGAGGAGCAGGAUGCCUUCAAUAUGAUCCGAACCCUUCGCCGAGACAUUAGGUGGCACGACAGCCGGCGUCUCUUUCCUGGUCAGUUCGUGCAGUUCGAGACUGCGCUGCCUCAUGAGGUGCCUGUGAUUUCGGAAGAAAACCCUCGAGCGCCCUUGGCACUGCGCGUGCGGGGCCUCGAAGUCCGAUUUUCCCUGGAGGAUGCCUACGAGCUAAUUCCCGAAGGCGCUGCCGCAAAGCCGCGAUGUUCUUCCAAGCAAUUGAAGUUGGAAGGCGCAGCCGAACCGGUGCUGGAGGCGGACAAGGCCCCUUACAAGCUGCCGGAAAUCAGCGAAGCUGAUGACGACGGUGAUGGGCGAAGCCUGACCGACCUCAGAUUUGGAGAUGGCAAGGACGUCUCCCAAGCUCAAGCAACGGACAUCGUUGCCAAAAAGGAGAUGGCACCACAGCGUGACGCCUUCCCUGUGAGUCCUGCACGACCUGAGCUCGCAGCCAAGAAGAAGGUUCACCCGCUUCUCCAGCGCUUCGCAGAGGAAGAGCCCCUUCUGGCCGAGGCCGAGAGUCCAUCCUGGAUGUGGCAGCCGCACUUGGAAUACCUCAAGGAAGAGCGCUACGAUCCCAUCGUGCCUAUCCAGCUUCGCAAGAUGCCAGUGAAGCCAAAGCGAAUCCGAAUCCUCUCGCACGAGGUGGCGCUCGAGCGUGGAGACACCUGGCAGGAAGCUGCUCAGCGGCGUGGCUUGAAGCUCUGGGACAAACAGAAACCUCCAGGUCGGAAGCAACAGGAGUAUCUCUCGCAGAAGUUGCACCUCGAGCAGACCCGUGCAAAAGCGGAGAGGAUCAGGCGGAGGAAGUUGAAGCUGGCGGCUUUUGAGAAGCAGCAGAAGCGGCCAUGGCGAGCGUGA
Molecule: messenger RNA, 1455 nt
Organism: Symbiodinium sp. CCMP2592
Lineage: Eukaryota; Dinophyceae; Suessiales; Symbiodiniaceae
Source: the annotation of a GenBank genome assembly